CAGCAAGCUAACAAUCUCCCUUUAGAUGUAUUACAAUAAUGGCAAUGUUUUUGCUAUGUUAUCUCUGAAAUUUCCAGGUUAAUUCAGAAAGAAAAGGAAAAACGAUGUUCAGGUUGCACAAAACAAGGCCAAUUAAAUCAGGGGAAAAGAUAGAUUUUAAAUUCUCCAAUUUCAAAGCAGUUCAGGUGCCAAAAGGAUGGGACAGGUUGUUCAUGUCCAUAAUCUCUUUGGAGAACGAAAAAACCAUUGCAAAAACAAAAAAAGCAGUAGUUCGAGAUGGGAUUUGUCAAUGGACAGAGACUCUGUCAGAAUCUAUUUGGGUUUCACGAAAAAAGGCUUCCAAAGAGAUGGAGGAUUAUCUCUUCAAGCUUGUUGUAGCUAUGGGAUCAGCUAAAUCUGGCAUUCUUGGAGAGGCUACAGUGAAUAUGACAGGUUAUGUAAAUUCAAACGUCAUUGUUCCAGUUUCAUUACCAUUGGAAAAAUGUAACCAUGGGACCAUUUUGCAAGUCAACAUUAAUUGUUUGACACCAAGACCAAAAACCAUGGAUGAUGAACCAAAGCAGACAGAUUGCGAUGCAAAGUGUGAUCUGAGCUUUAAUUCUUGUGGACCAGAGAGUGUUUUAGCAACGAGUGUUUCUUCCCCUUGUCAAGAUUUGUUCACUGACCCACGCCAGGGAGAACUUCAGAGUAGGGAAGCAAGUUUCUCAACUUCAGAUUCACAUCACAGCUAUGAUUCGGCCGAGAGUUCUAUAGGGAGGGAAAGUUUCUCUCCUACAAGCAAUUUGUGUCAUGAGACACACAACCUGAUACAAAUUCAAGAUUCACUCGGCUCCCAAAACAAUUUGCCUGAUGCGAACUGUCACCUUGAUGAUCUUUCUCAAUCAAAUCAUUCAUCAUUUGAUUCACAAAUUAUUGGUUCGCAAAGCACUUUUUCGGAUAAUCAGCAGGAGUUUUCUGCAUCAACUUUGAGAGUGACAGAUUCUUCUAAGUAUCUUCUUGAAGCAGCGGAAAAAACGAUUGAAGAGCUACUUGCAGAAGCAAAGAUGUGGGAGAGGAAUGCCUACAAGUUAAUACUUGACUUGGACAUGUUAAGGAAAGAAUACUCUGAUCAGUCCAAAAGCCUGGCAAAUUUGGACAUGGAGCUAUCGACAGCAAAUUUAGAACGUGAUGCACUGAGAAAAGAAGUUGAACAGCUGAAACUGUUGUUGGAGAAGUCAAUGGUGAAACAAAUAACAUUGAAAGAUUCAACAUUUCAGGAUGGAGGAGUAACCCAUAUUCAGAAAGAAUUGGAAAAUGAAAUUAAGUUCCAAAAGGAGUCCAAUGUUAACCUUGCUUUGCAGUUGAAGAGGAGUCAAGAUGCAAAUGUUGAGCUUGUUUCAGUUCUUCAUGAGCUGCUAGGGACCACAGAAAAGCAAAGAGUUGAAAUGGAGAAUAUUUCAGCCCUGAAGUCACAAUUCAGUGAACUGGAAAGCUAUCUCCAGCUAAAUACAGAGGAAAAUAGGAACUUACAGAUCCAGUUGCAACAAUCAAAAGAAUCAGAGAAGAAUUUGCAGGCCAAGGUGCAACAUCUUGAAAAGGCUUUGAAGGACAAAGAAGAUGACAUGGACGCUGGAAUGGCACUGAACAGUGAUGCCCUUUUGGAUAUUGAGGAAGAAUACAGAAGCAAGUUAGCAGCUAAAGAAAGAGAAAUUGUUGGUUUGGAAGUAAAGCUAUCUGAGUCUCUCAAGGAAAGACAUUUUGUGAAUCUGGAGUCCAGAAAGGGAGGUGAUGCACAUCUGAUCAGAGAAAUUGAAGCCCUGAAAGCAAAACUAGGGGAGUUAAAAAGUGAUUGUAAUGAGCUGACUGAUGAAAACCUUCAAUUACUACUCAAGCUAAAGGAAACAAAGAACAACUUCAAAGAAGGAGUUCCAGCCACUAAUUUUUCGUCUGAUGAGCUUUCAGCUAGUACCGGAUUUGAGCUGAGUGAAAACAUGUCACAAAUGCUUUUUCUGGAAGAGAAGCUUAAAAAGAAAAUUCUCAGGGAGAUUCAAAGUGACUAUAAUAGUUACAUUCAGGAACUUGAAAGUCAGAAUAUGGAAUUGGAAGCAGAAGUAACAGAAGUAGGAAAGAAGUUAACUCAAAAAAGGACUGAAAUACAAACACUUGAGGCAACUAUGCAGUCAAAGGAAGAGGAGAAUGUGGAACUUAGACGGAAUCAAAGUAAACUAGAAGCGAAGGUGUCUAAUCUCCAAAGAGAGAAGGCUCAACUAGAGGAUAAGUUACAAGUCAUCCAAAGAGAAAGUGUUAUCGCUACCAAGUGCCUGGAUGAUCUGCAAAAUGAUAGCAGCAGUAUGGAUUCCGGUGUUUCUGCUGAGCUAGAAAUAGUAAAACAUGAACUUGAGAUACAUUUAUUAGAGCUGGAAGACGAAAACAAGCUGUUGUCAUUACGUCUGUCCCUUCUGGAAGCUCAACUAGAAGAUUUGAAAGAUGAGAGAGAUUCAACUCAAAUGCAACUUGAGGAUUCGAAGUCACUUGUUACAAGUCUCAAGGAUGAGAUUACAAGAUCUAGAAAUGAGAUGGAGGCUCGAAAAACAGAUAUGGGAAAACAGCCUCAGGACAUGCAUGAUCAGUGGUUGGCUUCUGAAGAAAAGUGUGAAUAUCUCAGAAGAGCAAAUACAAAGUUACAAGAAACUACUGAGACACUCAUUGAAGAAUGCAAUUCACUUCAGAGGUCAGUUGGAGACUCGAGGAAGGAAAAGUCAAAAUUGGAUAAGCAUUGUGCUCACUUGGAGGCCAAACUAAGGGAGUCAGAUAAAAGCUUGACUGAUUGCCGCAAAAAGAUUGAAGUUUUGGAGGAAAAUCUUACAUUGGUGAUUGAAGAUUUUGCAUCAAAAGAGGAAAGCCUCACUUUGGAAUUGGAUGCAAUUCAUGAUAAAAGCAAGAAACUUGAGGCUAAACUGAAGCUUGAAGAAAGCUCCUGGAAUCAAAUGUAUUUGCAGAAGACAAAAGAAGUUGAAAAUCUUCAACAAGAGGUAGAAAACCUAGCAAAGCAACUCUCUGAAGCGCAAAAUGAGAAAGAGAAAACAGCUUAUGAUGCUCUACGGGAAAUUUCUGGUUUGCAUGCAGGUAAAGUUGAACUAGAGUCAGCUCUUCAAGAAGGUGUAUCUAAAAUGAAACUUACCGAGAGUGAAUUCAAGAAAAUACAAACUGAAGCUAAAACAAAAAUGGAAGACCUGUUGGGUGAACUUGCAGCCUCUAGAGAAAACCAAGAAACACUGAUGGCAGAGCAUGAAAAAGCACUGAGGUUGUUGGAGAGUUACAAGUCCAGUGAAGGGAAACUUAAAACCAUUAUGAAUGGCCUUGAACUAAAGCUAACUGUUUCUGAAUAUGAACGGCAGCAAGUUUCAGAACAAUCUACCAAUAUGAAGGUUCAGCUGCUGAAAAUAGAAAAUCUUCAGGAUGACAUUUUGGCUCUCAGAAAUGAGUGCAAUGCAAUCAAAGCUGACAAGGAGAAACUGGAAGCUUCAUUACAUCUACUGUCUGGAGAAUGUGAUGAUUUGAAGGCAGAGAAAAAUUCCUUUCUGGGGCAGAUUUCUACCUUGCAAAAGGUUGUAUCAGAAUUAGAAGACUAUAAACCUGAAAAAGUAGCCUUAGAAGAAAAACUUGUGAGGAUGGAGGGUGACCGCCUGGCAAAAGAGGCAUUAUUAUUAACGCAGUUUGGAGAGCUUAAAAAUGAGCUUCACCAGAUCAAGAGAACAAACAGACUAUUCCAGCAGCAAAUAAAACAGCUUCAACAUGAGAAAGAUGAGCUUCUGAUAAAAGCUCAAACCCUUGAAGAAAAAUUGAAACUGAAAGUGGAAGAGAAACAGAAGCAGCGGCAGUCCAAUUCUCACAGAAACCAACAUAAAAGAGAAGAUAAUAGUUACGAUGCCCAUGAACAUGAUGGAAGCCUUCAAGCUGUUGGAGUUGAUCCUGUCUCUAAGAUUCAGUUGCUUGAAAAUGAACUUGCCAAGGCUAUGGAAGCCAAUAACACGUAUAAAGUUCGUCUAAGUAGAUUAUCAGACGGUCGGAAAAGUCGAUCAAAUUCGCCUAGAAAAUCAUCUAUUGAAGGUGAAGUUGUGGCAAAAGAAAAAUAUGAAAGCACAAAAUCAUCUCUAGAGGCGGAGCUAAGGGACAUCCGCGAGCGAUACCGCCACAUGAGCCUUAAAUAUGCAGAAGUGGAAGCUCAGCGUGAAGAACUUGUCAUGAAGCUUAGAGGAGUCAAGAGUAUGAGGAGGUGGUUCUCAAACCCUUCCAAUUAAGUAACUCUUUUUCUCCUACUAAUUUGAAACAUUUCUUUCAGUUUUCCCCAAUAAAAUGCUUAUAAAAUACUGUGCUAGCUAGAUUCAAUUUCAUUGAUAUUCAAGAAAGAAAGUGUGUUUUCCAGAGACAAACUGAAACAAGAAAUUAAGUUUCUCAUCUGGGUUUGUAACCAAUAAAAUACCCCAGGGUUGGCACUUAGCAGCCUGAUGAACGCAAUAUUUUUGGUCCAUUCUUGCCAAGCAAAAAUCCAGAAGCACAUUCUCAUGUCUGAUUUAGAACUAAAUCCU
Durio zibethinus is the source of this 4568-nucleotide messenger RNA. The record is from RefSeq and is a predicted model, not a curated record. Lineage: Eukaryota; Viridiplantae; Streptophyta; Magnoliopsida; Malvales; Malvaceae.